UCCUUCGCCUCCGUGCAGGUUAUCAUUUACAUGACCCAUUUUGAAGGUGUAAUGCAUUACUGCACUGAACAAGGCCGCGGACAGUCACCAUGGCUUCAGAUGGCGAAACUUCUGUGAGGGACCCUGACCUGAGUGAGCUUGCCGAUACGAAGAAUUCGAAAGGACAUGGAUUCCACUGUUUCAAGCAUGAUGGGCUGUAUUUCUUCAUGUUGCCUGAACACCUGGUGAAGGGACAGAAACAAGUAGACAGAAUCAAAAGUGUCACAGAAGCCGAACUGAAGGACGAUGACAUCAUUAUCUGUGCGUAUCCCAAAUGCGGAACCCAUUGGUUGUGGGAAGUCAUCGAGAUGUUAAUCAGUGGGACCAUUCAUUAUCAAAAGGAUGUCAAAGAAACCAGGAUGUUGGAAUUCAUCUUCAAAGAUGGAAUAGAAGCAGUGCCACAGCCACGUGUCUUCAACACCCACCUCCCUCUGCGCAUGCUCCCUAAACAGGUCGUGGAGAAGAAGAUCAAGUGUAUUCAGAUCAUGCGCAACCCUAAGGAUGUCUGUGUAUCCUUCUUCAACCACCUCAGAGAUGUGACUCCACCAGCUAACUAUGAGGGGGACUUCGUGGAGUUUACAGAGGCGUUUUUGUCAGAGAAAAUUCCGUUUGGAUCCUACUCCACCAAUCUGCUAUCAUGGAAAACCGAAGUGGCAGCUGCACCAGAGUUACCUGUCCUUGAUAUGUACUACGAGGACAUGAAAACUGAUCCUGUUAAGGCUGCUAAAGACAUCGCCAAAUUCCUGGGCCUAUCAUGUACAGACAAGUACUGUGAAGAGGUCGCACUUGCUUGUUCCUUUAAGAAGAUGAAAAAGGUUGACGAGGAAAUGAAAAGUGACGGUCCAAUGAAGAUCUGGGCAGAGGGCAGCGAAGGAACAUUCUACAGGAAAGGUGAAAUCGGAGACUGGAAGAAUUGGUUCACUGUGGCAGAAAGCGAGAGAUUUGAUCAAAAGUGGAAUGCCAAGAUGAAGGAUUCUGGGUUCACGUUUACCUACACACCUGUGUGAGGUCAUGUAGCGAGAGUCAGCUGCUUUUACCUUACCCUUCCACGAGCAAUACUAGAGCCUGCCUACCCUUCCAUGAAGGAAAAGAGAAUGUGUUUAUUGCCUUUUGAAUUAUAUCAGCUUUUUUUUUAUCUUCAGCUUAUGAAAACCUAAUUUCAAAAGUAUUUAAAGAAAUGUGCCUUGAAUAGAUUGUUGGCUAUGACUGUUACCCUACCUUCAGCAUGACGCUAAACUUAUCUAAGACUAGGGCAAAAACGUUCAUGUGAUUGAACGUAAGGACUCUGCUAAAACGUACACCUCUCACAAGUGUAAACUGGAACGACUCCCACGGCCGAAAGCAGUUUACACUUGUCGGAGGGGUACACAAAGUACGUGAUCUAGACUAUCAGUUGCUGGGAUUCCAUUUGGUGGAAGCAGCGUUGGCUGAGUGGGUUAGAUCGCUGACUUACCGUGCUGGUGAUUAGUUGUCUAACAUUGAGAGUGUUGGACAGUACUAAAAACAUAAAGUACUAGAAUCUGUACUUUAAUGAGAAAUCAUGUGAUAUAAUGAAUAUUGACCAUUUUCUGUAAGGAAUUGAAUUUAAUUCAUACGCACAUUUUAUAUAAUAACUGAAAGUGUAAACAGAAGGAUAGAAUGAAUGACCUUGGAACCUGUGUUCCCCCAUCAUUGAUAUCAAAGAAAUUACCAUAUAUGUACUUCAAGCUUGGUCAAUGACAUCACGCAAUUUCCGCAACAUCUGAUAAUUGUUUCUAUGAUUUUCACUGUAACCAAGACAAAUAGCCAGAGCAGUCAAUGAUUGUGCGUCACUUAUUGGGCUCUGCUUAAUGGAAACUUGGAUAGUUCCUUAUCAAUGUACCAAAUCAAUGUAUGACAUCUGUUUAUACUAUCCUAAUACUGCAACAAUUCUUUACUCUUGCACAUUAAGUUAUUCGGUGCAACAAUUCAAUUCAACAUUAGCCAAUGCAGGCAACGAGACGCAAGAAUGAAUCCCUCAAACAUGGAGAACAUGCUAAACAAUGUAUAAUCUGAGUUUUGCUUUGUUGACAUUUUCAUGGAAGUGCAGCAUUCGUAGUACAGUAUUAGUUUUUGACCAGGGUAACGAUUCUAGUUUUGUUGGCGACGUUUCAGAAUGGACUAUUGUCGAUUUCAUAAAGAAAUAAACAACAGCGAUUACUAACAUGUUAUUUUCCAAAAUACAUUUUACGUUGUAUGUACUUUUCUAGGUUGAUACAGUUAUGUAACUUUUCCCAAAAUGUUGGCGAUAUACCAAAUUUCACAACUGUGACGUGCAUUAUGUGAUUAAACAAGAAUUAUUUUUAACUUCAAAGUGUUCCAGUGCAAUCAACAUGUGAUAACGGUUGAUGCCAAGCCAUUCUGACUUCUAUAUAGUAGCCAGUGAAAGGACUAUACCAGCCAGUGUAUUUUACAUUUGUUUUACUUACUGUUGUUGGUUACUUAACAUUUAGUCCGUUAGAUCAAAUAAGAGACUUAAUAAAAUACACUAAGAUAUACAA
Messenger RNA from Haliotis rubra (blacklip abalone), 2558 nucleotides. Its product is annotated as sulfotransferase 1C4-like. NCBI's taxonomy places the organism in Eukaryota, Metazoa, Mollusca, Gastropoda, Lepetellida, Haliotidae. Gene Ontology annotation, molecular function: sulfotransferase activity. The transcript has 6 exons. The record is from RefSeq and is a predicted model, not a curated record. Bases 90 to 1046 code for a protein of 318 amino acids. Gene Ontology annotation, biological process: sulfation. Gene Ontology annotation, cellular component: cytoplasm.